Cercocebus atys (sooty mangabey) is the source of this 5184-nucleotide messenger RNA. RefSeq names its product G protein-coupled receptor 61 (gene GPR61). The coding region runs from base 1617 to 2972 and encodes 451 amino acids. Gene Ontology annotation, biological process: G protein-coupled receptor signaling pathway. Gene Ontology annotation, molecular function: G protein-coupled receptor activity. The record is from RefSeq and is a predicted model, not a curated record. Gene Ontology annotation, cellular component: plasma membrane; endosome; signaling receptor complex. NCBI's taxonomy places the organism in Eukaryota, Metazoa, Chordata, Mammalia, Primates, Cercopithecidae. The transcript has 3 exons.
UUGCCGACUAGGCCAGGAAUGGGGGCCAGACCCAGGGCCUGGUGGUGAGUGCCAAGGUAUCCCCAUAGAAGGGUGGCUUUCCAAGGACCAGCCCUGCCUACCUUCUGGUGAGCAGUUUGAUCAGGAGAUAGGCUCUCAGGUAUCCCAAAGGCGGUAUUGGGGUGUGGGCAUCUCUGAAGUCCAGAGCUGGGGGGUUGAUCAUCUCCUGCCGGCAGGAGUACCCACAUCCUGCAGACAGACAGCAUUCCCGGUCUGUCUUGCUCCAUGUCAUGGAGAUGGGUCUCCCACAUUCUAGGAAUGGGCCCUUCAGCAUCCAGGCUGAUGGGCAACUGUGUCCUGGGCGUGGGCAACUCUGCUGAGGAGAGGUUUUGUAGCUCCCCGGAAAUCUUCCCUAGCUUAGGAGGGGGAUGCUCUUGUCGGAAGGAAGGCUAGGCUCAGGUCUUUGAGAUGGAAGCUCUGGAUCUGGAAAACAGGUGCAUGUGAAUCCCAAUACCUCUGUGGCCUUGGGCUGGGCACUUAUGCACAUCUUGCAUCCUGUAACUUGACCAUGCCCCUGCUAGAGGCCCAGAUCUCAGGCCCUAGUGGCACAGCCUUCUAGGUACUGAAGGUCCUGGAGGUAAGAGGGGUCUUGUUGGAAGGAAGUAGUGGGGGAAGGAAAGCAUCUGUUGGGGGAGUAGGCAUAAUGAUAUGACCUGGGAGAAGAGUAAGGAACCCUGGUUUCACCUAUGAAACUGCUACACCACAGCCCUCCCCUCCAUAGCCCCCGUCCAUUAGUGAGGGAGUGCCAAGUAGCCAGAUACACUGAUCUGUCUGUUAAGAGAAAAGCUGGAGUCCUGGCAUUUAGGAGUCAUUGUGGAGACACUGGCAAGCUUGAGGGGGCUAUGAAAAAGAGCAAUGUCCAAUGCCUUCGUGGUCAGGGCUCCAUCAUGGCUGCAUGGCAUCCCUCCAGCUCCACGUGGAAACCACAUCUGCUUCCCUCCGUCUGGGACUCUUGAUGUCCAUCCAGACAUGAUGGAUUUAUGAGGAAACUGAACUUCAGAAGAUUCACAGAGUUAGUAAUGCCCAGAACUGGAACUAGAAACUAAAUUUUGUGCUCCUUCUACUCCCCAGCAGCUCCUGCCAUUCUGAGGAGACAAGAAAUCAGGAAAUUUACAUAAGGAACCCUAAAACUGAGGCACCAUCCCAGAGAUCAGCAGGACCCUGGGAAGGAGAGACAGAGGAUUUAGAAUCCCUGGCUAACAGUUCUGGAAAGGGUAGAAGGGUAUGGAGAAUGAGAAUGGCAGAAAGGAAAUGGAAAAGGAAGAGGUGAAGGCCAUUCCGAAGGCGAAGUGUUGAGUGGGUCAGGCUCCUGUACCUCUCACGUCUCCUGCUUCUUAGCAGUCACCAAGGCAGAUCCUGGAGCUACCUCUGGCCAGAAAGGGGAUAUGAGCUUCUAAUCCUUCAGCUGCCUGGCCUGGCGCUCUGUACGCAGACAAACCUGCCCAAGAGGCUCCAGUGGGAGGCGCCCCCUACAAAACCGGGAAGCCUGGGCCUGGGCUCGCCAUCCCAGGGUCACUGGACUAGGAUGGGGGAUGGGCCUGUGACAGGAGGUACCCUGGGUGUCCUCUUUCGGCCCCAUGGAGUCCUCACCCAUCCCCCAGUCAUCAGGGAACUCUUCGACUUUGGGGAGGGUCCCUCAAACCCCAGGUCCCUCUACUGCCAGUGGGGUCCCGGAGGUGGGGCUGCGGGAUGUCGCUUCGGAAUCUGUGGCCCUCUUCUUCAUGCUCCUGCUGGACUUGACUGCUGUGGCUGGCAAUGCCGCUGUGAUGGCCGUGAUUGCCAAGACGCCCGCCCUCCGAAAAUUUGUCUUUGUCUUCCACCUCUGCCUGGUGGACCUGCUGGCUGCCCUGACCCUCAUGCCCCUGGCCAUGCUCUCCAGCUCCGCCCUCUUUGACCACGCCCUCUUUGGGGAGGUGGCCUGCCGCCUCUACUUGUUCCUGAGCGUGUGCUUUGUCAGCCUGGCCAUCCUCUCAGUGUCGGCCAUCAAUGUGGAGCGCUACUAUUACGUGGUCCACCCCAUGCGCUACGAGGUGCGCAUGACGCUGGGGCUGGUAGCCUCUGUGCUGGUGGGUGUGUGGGUGAAGGCCUUGGCUAUGGCUUCUGUGCCAGUGUUGGGAAGGGUCACCUGGGAGGAAGGAGCUCCCAGUGUCCCCCCAGGCUGUUCACUCCAAUGGAGCCACAGUGCCUACUGCCAGCUUUUUGUGGUGGUCUUUGCUGUCCUUUACUUCCUGCUGCCCCUGCUCCUUAUCCUUGUGGUCUACUGCAGCAUGUUCCGAGUGGCCCGCGUGGCUGCCAUGCAGCACGGGCCGCUGCCCACAUGGAUGGAGACACCCCGGCAACGCUCUGAAUCUCUCAGCAGCCGCUCCACGAUGGUCACCAGCUCGGGGGCCCCCCAGACCACCCCACACCGGACGUUUGGGGGAGGGAAAGCAGCAGUGGUUCUCCUGGCUGUGGGGGGACAGUUCCUGCUCUGUUGGUUGCCCUACUUCUCUUUCCACCUCUACGUUGCCCUGAGUGCUCAGCCUAUUUCAACUGGGCAGGUGGAGAGUGUGGUGACCUGGAUCGGCUACUUUUGCUUCACUUCCAACCCUUUCUUCUAUGGAUGUCUCAACCGGCAGAUCCGGGGGGAGCUCAGCAAGCAGUUUGUCUGCUUCUUCAAGCCAGCUCCAGAGGAGGAGCUGAGGCUACCUAGCCGGGAGGGCUCCAUUGAGGAGAAUUUCCUGCAGUUCCUUCAGGGGACUGGCUGUGCCUCUGAGUCCUGGGUUUCCCGACCCUUACCCAGCCCCAAGCAGGAGCCUCCUGCUGUUGACUUUCGAAUCCCAGGCCAGAUAGCUGAGGAGACCUCUGAGUUCCUGGAGCAGCAACUCACCAGCGACAUCAUCAUGUCAGACAGCUACCUCCGUCCUGCCCCCUCACCCCGGCUGGAGUCAUGAUGGGCCGCUGGACACUCGGAGGGAUAUGGGGCUGGGGGCCAGUUAUGAUCGCAAGGACCACCUUGUGGGAUCACCUUUUCCCAGCUGGCUAGGGCUGAGGCUGGGGUCUCUGCACACAGCUUUUGCUUAGUGUUUCCUGGGUCAGGAACAGAGUCAACAGGACGAACGUGUGCAAAAGCCUUGGACUUGGCUGUGAUCUUUGACUGCUGGGGGAGGGAACCUGGGUAUGGUGAGACGGUGACGAGAGAAAAGGGUCACAAAGGACUGGCUUCCCUGAUCUCUCUCCUCAUGGCAGCGACCCACCUCCAGUCCCGUGGACAAUCGGGUACAAGAGACUUAAGGUUGGGCAUGGGAAGGGUGGGGUUUCCAUGAUCCAUUAAAUGCCUUCCUACUCCCAUUCAUCGCUCUCAAAAUUAGCUUCAGUGACAAAGACUUAAAUCUCUCUCCUAUCUGCAGCACUGGGUUGGAGAGAGGGCACAGGAGUUGGUCUUGGCUGUUCAUUGAUUGAGACUGUAGGAACUGUGUUGGUUGGUAUUGGUGGUGAUAUUUUCAGCAAAGAGGGAAUAAUUGCAAACUGGACAGGACACCCAUCUGGGACCACCUGUCCAUCCUACUUCCCUCAAUUGAAGCAGGUAACACUAAAGGGUCAAGGCAGGGCCAGAGGGUGGUGUGGUCUGCAUUUGAACAAAUUCCUGGCUCACUGAGCAUCAAAGGGGGAAAUGGGCUGGUGGGAGUGGGAUAGUCUCCCCUUUAAACAGUUAAUAAAUAAUUUUUAUAAAAGGUUAUACUGAUAUCAACAUUGACUCCUUUAGUUCAAUUCAGUGCAUAAUAGUUGAACACCCACUAGUCCCUGGGACCCACACAGGGUGUGUGGUCACUGCUUUUAAGGAGUUCAUAGUCUAAUUUGAUGAGAUACCUUGUAUUUUCACAAAGCACUUUGAUCUGAUAAAGCACUACAGAAUGUGCUUGAGAAAUAUACUGGAGAAUAUGUCCAUGGUUCUAACUUCUGAGAGUUCAGCCCAUGGCAGCAAGAUGCAUACCUGGAAGCUUCCUGCAGAUUGUAGAAAGCAUAGGGGUUGUAAAUGAAACUCUCUAAUAAAGAAAAAAAAAAUUAAAUGAAACUGGGCAAACAGCUUUCCCCCUUUGUUGUAGGAAAAUUUCUAGGUUUGUCUUCCUACCACUAGAUUAUUAUACCAGUCUAGUGCCUAUUACAUUGAGGAAGUCACCUAAAAACAUAGUAUAUAUGGGGAGGAGAGUCGUUUGUGAUUGAAAAACAUGUUCACCUCUCCUCCCUAUUAAAAUAAAUGCAUACUGAGGAAUCAAUCAUUCCUAGACAGGGAAAAAAACUUCUUUCUAACACCACUAAUCAGCUAUUAGAUACAAAGCAUUGCCAGCAGGUGGCAGUGUGAGUCCAAUGGAAGGAGGAAACGCGAGUGUAUGUGGUGGGAGGGGGAAGGGGAGGGCAUUAAACAUUGCCUGGCAGCCAUUUUGUUAAUUUAUUUUGCCUUUUCCUUUGACUUUGCCCUCCAACCCUUCCUUCACAUACAUCAAAGAAGAAAGUUUUAAGAGUAAGGGUAUCUUUAAUUCAGGCUGAAAUUUCCUGACACUGUGAUCUCACUGGUGUUUAUUACAGAGUUUGACAUACAUGGGUUCAUUUGCCAUUUAUUUUUCCCUGUAGGAGUGGAUCAUGAAGGAAAUAAAAAUUUCUCUUUUAUUAUGCUGAGAACUUUCCCAACAAUUUCUGCUAUGACCACCUUCCAGGAGUUUUCUAGUCACCAGGAUGCCUUGGUAAAGUUCAAUACGUAAUCUUUGGCUCUGAAAGCUGUUCCUGGACAAAAUCUGAGCUAACUCACUGAAGAAUCAACAGAUUGAGGCAACCAUCCGGUCAGUUACUUUUUCCUGCAUCCUGCUGGUGUUGGGGUAACUCCCAAUCCUAGAUGAAAACCUUAGACUUUCUGUUGUCAGGUGUCCCCAGGCAAUAUCGUAGAGGGGCAUGAUAGAAAAAGGUAACUCUGGGGUCAGAGAGAUCUACUUACUCACUGUGUGAAGUUGGGAAAGCUGCUUAAUUUCUCUGAGCCUACUUCCUCACCUGUAAAAAUGGGGAUCUUUAUUACCUACCUCACAGGGUUGUUGUGAGGAUUAAGAGAUGGGAUGUGGAAGCACCUAGCCAUAUCUGGCAAAUAGGUACUCAAUAAAUAUUGGUUUUACUUCC